This is a messenger RNA of Vombatus ursinus (common wombat), 5364 nucleotides long. Its product is annotated as zinc finger protein 271-like. The transcript is spliced from 6 exons. Gene Ontology annotation, molecular function: DNA-binding transcription repressor activity, RNA polymerase II-specific. The record is from RefSeq and is a predicted model, not a curated record. Bases 98 to 3058 code for a protein of 986 amino acids. NCBI's taxonomy places the organism in Eukaryota, Metazoa, Chordata, Mammalia, Diprotodontia, Vombatidae. Gene Ontology annotation, biological process: negative regulation of transcription by RNA polymerase II.
UGCGGAGCCCCCAGGUAGCUGCCUGAGCGUGCCAGCGUGGGUGUGCUCCUGCCCUAGAAGGGGUGAUCCUCCAGUCUGCCUGGCCGCACUCAGCAGGAUGGACCUCGCCCCAGUUUGGCCGCCCGGGCGGAGAGGACAGUGCGGACCCCGGGCACGAUGGAAGGGACGACCGUGGAGGACGUCUGAGGACCCAGCUGAGAAAGACAGCCGCUUGCCAUCGUCAUUGCCCUCCCCGUUCAGCAGCGGGGGAAGCCGAGGCAGAAAACACUCUGCCCUCCCCCGAGAGAUGAGCGGAGGUCAGCGCAAGGAGGGAGCGACCUCAGGGCUCCCAGCAGCCCCCGGCUUGGAGUCCGUGACAUUCCAGGAUGUGACUGUAGACUUUACCCAGAGGGAAUGGAGGCAGCUGACCCACGCCCAGAAGAACCUGUACCGGGAGGUCAUGCUGGAGAACUAUGAGAACUUUGUCUCCCUGGGGCUUCCGGUUUCCAAGCCAGAGCUGAUCUCCCAGCUGGAGUGUGGGGGAGGCCCGUGGAUGCCGUUGGAGGAAGAGCCAAGAAGCCCCCAUGCAGAUUCGGAGACUCAGUCAGAGACCAAGAAAACAAUCCCUAUACAGUGCAUUUCCUUGAAAGACACAUCCCAGGAAAGACUCACAAAGGGUGGUCCCUGGGACUGUAAAUUUGGAGAAGUUGGAAAUUGUAAAAACAACUCUGACAGGCAUAAAGCUAAUAACCAGGCAACAGAUCUGAUACAAGGAAGUCAGGAUAAAAAUUUUCAUAAGGCCAGAGGCCAUAAAGGGAAUCAGUUUGUGAAAAGUUUCGAUCAGAAGUCAAUCCUUGAUACACAAAACAAUGUUUCUUUAGAAAAGGGUCUUUCUAAGUAUGAUACACAUAGAAAUAACUUCAGAUUUUCUUCAGACCUGAGUGAUCACAAUGGAAUCUCCUCAGGAAAGAAAUCUCAUAAGGAUGACAGAUGUAGUAAAGCCCUCAGUGACCCCGCAGACCUUAAUAGAGAUCCAGGAAGAGCUGCUAAAGAGAAAUCCUAUACAUGGACUGAAUUCGGCAAUGCUUCCCACCAGAGGCGACACCUUACUCAAUGUCAUAGAAGUCAUUCUUCUGGAAAACUGUGUACCUGUAGAGAUUGUGGGAAAACCUUCAGCCAGAUCACACACCUUAUUCAGCAUCAGGGAAUUCAUGAUGGGGAGAGACCCUAUAAAUGUAGUGACUGUGGAAAAGCCUUCACCAAUAGUUCAUCACUUAUUCUACAUCACAUAAUUCAUAGUGGAGAGAAACCCUAUGAAUGUCAUGAAUGUAGGAAGCUCUUCAGCAAUCGAACAGGACUAUUUGUACAUCUGCGAAUUCAUACUGGAGAGAAACCCUUUCAGUGUAACAUAUGUAAAAAAGCCUUCAGCCAGAAAGGGGACCUUUCUCGACACCAGAAAGUUCAUACAGGAGAGAAACCUUACAAGUGUAAUGUAUGUGAAAAAGCUUUUAGCCAGCAAGGACAUCUUACUGCACAUCAGCGAAUUCAUAAUGGAGAAAAACCCUAUAAAUGUAAUGAAUGUGGAAAAGCAUUCAGCAAUAGCUCAUCCCUUAUUCUGCAUCACAGAAUUCAUAGUGGAGAGAAACCCUAUGAAUGUCAUGAAUGUGGGAAGCCUUUCAGUAAUCAUGCAGGCCUCAUUGUACAUCAAAGAAUUCAUACUGGUGAGAAACCCUAUAAAUGUAAUGUAUGUGAAAAAGCCUUCAGCCAGAAGGGUCAUCUUUCUGAACAUCAGAGAAUUCAUACUAGAGAGAAACCGUAUAAUUGCAAUAUAUGCAAGAAGGCCUUUAGCCAGAGGGGAGACCUUUUUCGACAUCAAAAAAUUCAUAAUGGAGAGAAGCCUUAUGAUUGCAGUGAAUGUGGAAAAGCUUUCAGUCAGAAGGGAGACCUUACUAAACAUCAAAGAAUUCAUAGUGGUGAGAAACCUUAUAAAUGUAACAAAUGUGGUAAAGCCUUUAGCAUCAGCUCACAGCUCAAUAUGCAUGAAAGAAUUCACACUGGAGAGAAGCCCUAUAAAUGUAAUCUAUGUGCAAAAGCCUUCAUCCAGAAAGGACGUCUUACUGAACAUUACAGAAUUCAUAAUGGAGAAAAACCUCAUAAAUGUACUGAAUGUGGAAAGGCCUUCAGCCAGAUUACGUACCUUAGUCGGCAUGAGAGAAUUCAUACUGGAGAGAAACCAUAUAAAUGCAGCGAAUGUGAGAAAGCCUUCAGCAAUAGCUCUGCACUCAAUGUACAUCAGAAAAUUCAUACUGGUGUGAAAUCCCAUGUAUGUCUUGAGUGUGGGAAGGCCUUCCUCCAAGGUAUAGGCCUUAGUUUACAUCAGAGAAUUCAUACUGGAGAAAAACCAUAUAAAUGUGACAUAUGUGAAAAAGCCUUCAGCCAGCGGGGAGACCUUUCUCGACACCAGAAAAUUCAUAAUGGAGAGAAACCCUAUAAAUGCAGUGAUUGUGGAAAAGCUUUCACCCAGAGGGGACACCUUACUGAACACCAGAGAGUCCAUAGUGGGGAGAAACCAUAUAAAUGUAAAGAUUGUGGUAAAGCCUUUAGCAACAGCUCACAGGUCACUCUUCAUUACAGAAUACAUACGGGAGAGAAACCUUAUAAAUGUAAUGAAUGUGGACAGGCCUUUAGUCGUCCAGGGAGCCUCAGUGAACACCAGAAAAUUCAUUCUGUAGAGAAACCUUAUAAAUGUAGUGAAUGUGGAAAAGCCUUCAGCCGCAAUUUGUACCUUAGCCGUCAUCAAACGGUUCAUACCGGGGAAAAGUGCUAUCCAUGUAAUGAAUGUAGUAAAGCCUUCCGAAAUGGCCAUUGUCUUACUCUACAUCAGAGAAUUCAUAGUGGAGAAAAACCCUAUCAGUGUAGUGAAUGUGGAAAAGCUUUUGGCAGGAAACUAUACCUAACUCAACAUCAGAGAAUACAUAGUGGUGAGAAACCUUAUGAAUGUACUACAUGUGGUAAGGCCUUCACUCGGUGUACGACACUUAUUCAGCAUCAGAAAAUUCAUACUAGAAACAAACCCUAGAAAUUUAAAGUAGACGUGUACUCCCAGACAUUAAAACGUAUUAUAAACUUCUUUUAAUCAGAAUAUUCUAGUACUGGCAGGAGGGUAAGGAGACAGAAUAGGGAUACCAUCUAUCUAACAAAACAGAGACAAAAUGUUAAUGUUUUAUAAAGUUAUAAAAAAUACAAACUAGCAAAAGAAGUAUUUAACAAAUUUGCUUGGGAAAAUUGGUUAUCAAUAUGGCAGAAAAUGGAUUUAGAACCAUAUCUCAUAACACAUACCUCAGGAUUCCCCCUGAUUUGUAGCCUCAUAUAUGUGUAAAAUGAACUAAAAAGGCAAGGGAGGGGAGAGAAAAUGUGGUUAUGCAGUUAUUUCAAUUGUACAAUUAAGAAAAUGUACUAAAGAAUUUGGAGGAAUUAGAAGGGUCAAGCUAAGAUGUAUUUAAGGACAAAAAAAGGAAAAGUAUGAAAGUCAUAUAACCAAAAUAAAAGAGCAGUUGUAAAAAGUGUUGAUAUCAAAUAUGAUAAAUAUGAAAAGAAUUACUAAAAAUUUACAAAGGUAGCUUUUAGUCCACCAUGGGGAAAUGGUCAAUGGGUAUGAAGAGAUCAUUUUCAAAUGAGGAAAUAAAUUGCUAAUACCAUAGAAAGUGUUGAGUCUCAAUCAAAAUUAUAUACAUUGAAGUAUCAUUGAGAUACUUAUCAAAUUAUCAAAAAAAUUAUUAGAAACAAUGCUUGUGGAACCGAAGAGAGAUAUUGGUGGUAGAAAGUUGCUUUUUAGAAAAUAGUUUCUCGGUACACAGUAAAUGUCACAACAACAAAAAAAAACCACUUUUGUUGAUCAUUGCAUUGUUAACUAUAUACCCUAAAAGUGUUAGCAAAAACAAAACAGAGCUAUCUGGUCUAUGAUUUUAAUAUUUCAUAUUCAUUUAUAAUAAAAAGAACUGAAGGCAAGUACCUGAAGUAUCUAGCAGUAGAGUGUUAAAUUGUGAAACAUUCAUACAAUGAAAUCCCAUUAUGUAAUUAAAAUAGGCAACUUUGAGGAAUAUGAUGAUAUUUAGAUGAGGGUCUUUGUGACAAAGUACAAAGUUUAACAACAACAAACAAAAUAAAGGUCACCAUGGCUACUACCAUGUAAGAGUGAUUGAAAUGAAAGGACAAGAAUGUAAGAGAGACUUGUGGAGUAACUGAAAACUUAUUGGACUUGUGCAUAUUCAGAUUCUUUCCAUGUAAAUGUCUGUGUAGUAUCACUGUUCUGUAAGAAGUGAUAAAUAUGCUGAAUACGGAGGUGCAUGUGAAAACUUAAAUGAACCGAUACAAAGUUAACUAAACAGAACUGGGAAAAGCACAGCUUCACAAUAACUACAACAAUGGAAAUGGAAAUAACCCAACAGCAAAAUGAUAAAAAAUAAAUAAAUAAAUAAGGCUGUGAAAUUAUAAUGACUAAGCUUGGCUCCAAAGAAGUGAUUUGAAACUCAUAUACGCUUUCUCAUACAUUGCCAUGAUGGAAAUCUGUGAUAAAGAGAAACUGAGGCAAAAAGUUCUGCACACAAUCAAUUUAUUAGCAAAGCUAACAGUUGCCAAUAAGGGAGGUCAGUGGCUCCUCAGUAGCCAUAGACAAAUGGGUUUUACAGAGCUUAUUUUUAUAAUCAUAAAAAAGGAAUGGAAAAAUUAUAGAUUCUUGGGAAACCUGAUUGAAUUCUGAUUGGAUGGCACCUGACACUUGAAUUGAGGUUAAGCUAGGUACAUCCUGGAACGAUCUGAGACUAGCGAGGCAGUGUGGCCCAUCUGGUUACAGUUUUACAUCAGCCAGUCUUGAUAUCAUGGGAUUAUUGUGCUAACUCAGAAGUGAUGUUCCUUGCAGUAAGCACAAAUGAGAGUGCUAACUUAGCCAACUACAAAAGGAAACUUGGACCUCUGUGAAAUGGGGAAAUGUUCAUUCCAGCUCAGUUCUGCAGGAGCUGAGCUCAACUGCUCAGCUCUACCAAAAUGAGGAACUCAAUCUCUGACUACAAUGAUUAUAUAUCUCUUAAUCUAAAAGCUAUCUCAGUCUUAUAUGUUAAAUCAGCAGGAUAAUCAAUAUUGACUUAAUUAAGGAUUAUUUCUUUCAACACACCCACCACUUUGAAGAGUUGGGGUAGUAUGGGUGUGACAUAGUGUAUAUCAAAUCUGGUGGGUUUUGAUAAUGUUGGUUGGUUUUGCUGAAUUGUUUCUUUUUCCUUUUCUCUUUGUUAUAAGGGGUGACUCUCUGGGAACAGUUCAGGGAAGGAAACAUUGGAAAAUGUAAGUGAUAUAAAUGCAAACUAUCAAUAAAAUUAUUUUAAAAUUAAA